Messenger RNA from Perca fluviatilis (European perch), 3842 nucleotides. It is a transcript of the gene arl6, whose product is annotated as ADP-ribosylation factor-like 6. Gene Ontology annotation, cellular component: cytoplasm; axoneme. Gene Ontology annotation, molecular function: GTP binding; GTPase activity. The record is from RefSeq and is a predicted model, not a curated record. NCBI's taxonomy places the organism in Eukaryota, Metazoa, Chordata, Actinopteri, Perciformes, Percidae. The transcript has 9 exons. Bases 191 to 769 code for a protein of 192 amino acids. Gene Ontology annotation, biological process: protein localization to cilium; cilium assembly; intracellular protein transport.
AGAGAGAGAGAGAGAGAGAGAGAGAGAGAGAGAGUAGAACUAAUACAUCCAUGGAGUAGAAGAGAAAUGAAUGAAACGCUGGUUUGACACUGGUCAUUAAUGAGCUAGCGUUAAGUGCGUCCUGGAAGCACAACCCUACUAAAGCUAAACUACAGGAGGUGACAGGCAGCUGAUGGUUGCUGGCUAGCCAAUGGGGCUGUUUGACAGGUUGGCAGGAUGGCUGGGGUUGAAGAAGGAGGUGAAUGUGCUGUGUCUUGGCCUGGACAACAGUGGAAAAACCACCAUCAUCAACCAACUCAAGCCCUCUAAUGCCCAGGCACAAGACAUCGUCCCAACCAUUGGCUUCAGCAUAGAGAAGUUUAAGACAUCCAGUCUUUCCUUCACAGUGUUUGACAUGUCUGGUCAAGGCAGAUACAGAAACCUUUGGGAACACUACUACAAGGAAGGACAGGCUAUCAUAUUUGUCAUUGAUAGUGCGGACAAACUCAGGAUGGUAGUAGCCAAAGAAGAACUGGACACAUUACUAAACCAUUCUGAUAUUAAACACAGGAGGAUCCCCAUUCUGUUCUUUGCUAACAAGAUGGAUGUCAGGGAUGCUCUGUCUUCUGUCAAGGUCUCACAGCUGCUCUGUUUGGAGAACAUCAAAGACAAACCCUGGCACAUCUGUGCCACUGAUGCUCUGAAAGGAGAAGGUUUACAGGAGGGAGUCGACUGGUUACAAGAUCAAAUAAUGCAAUCAAAUCAAAACCAUGAGAACGUGAGGGCAUGAGGAUGGACACGCCAGAAGUAGCAGCAUUCGUGGAAUUCUUUUAUGAAAGAUGAGUUGAGACAGGAUAGCGAUGUUUUAAAUGGGGUAUUUAGAUGGUCCUUGGGUAUGUGUCAAUUCGUUAAAAAAAUGAGUACAUGAUUUGAUUUUUCUGGAACCAGUAAAAAUGCAUCCAGCGACAGUGCUGAGUCAAUUAGAAACACACAAAAUUGGCAACUGUAACACAUUUAUUUUUGGUGAAUUCUUACUUCUCCAUGCAAGUGUUAUGAGUUUAAAGCUAUAGUGCGUAGUUUCUGUCGGCCCCAUGAGGAAUUCUAAGUAAUGACAACAACGCUGUCGGCGCGUCCACACGAUACAAGCCUUCCGUGAUCGCGCACCGCCCCCACCCUUCCGUCACGCUGUUGCUAGUAGCCACGGAGGAUUAAAAAAACAUGAUGGACUCUUCAGAAGAGGUCAUUAUCUUCAGCUUCUGCGCGUGAAAGUCACCGGACGACACGAUCUUCUGAACACACCCAUACUGAGAACUACAGAGAGAGUUGUGUGGAGCUGAUCGUCUUAAUUGGCUUUGUAGCAACUCAUUUGGAAAUGGCUUGAAUGUAACGGACGUUCAUUAAUAUAAAAAAAUGACGCACUAAAGCUUUAAACUGAUAAAUACAGCUGUCUGAAAUUAUGGAAGAUUCUAUUUUCCACUGCACACUUAUAAGGGAUAAAUGCUCUGACCUGCAAUUAUAUGGCCACUGCUUGAGAGCAGGUGACAGUCUUUGUCAAGCCUCCAUGCAUCAGAUAUAAUUCUAAAUAAAUGUUGGCAGAAAUGUAAAGUACUAUGUAAUGGGCUAAUGCAUAAAAAACGACCUGUAAGGAAGGUCCUUUUUAAAAAUUGUUUCCACCUCUGAAAUAUGCCAAAUGCAUCUCUCUCAGGGCCUCUGUAGAUACAUUAUUAUUUGUGUUUGAAGCUUCCCAACAGUUAACUAUGAUUUCCUUCAGCAAACUGUCAUGCAUUCCACUGCACAUCGCCUUUCUCAAACUUGUAUAUUGGGCCAUCUCACCGUCACAUUACUUCACUUGCUUCAGAUAAUAUUUCAUGCAGCUCUGCUCAUGUUAGAUUAAUGUUGCUCUUUUUUUGAGUAGCUGUGGAAAUAUAUUUGCCUAUUGACGAUGAAAUGUUUUCCAGGACCCAGUAGAUUUUGUUGUAUACAUUGUUACUUGUAGCUAAGUCUACAUGUAUUGUUAACUUAGUUGUAACAAAUGAUUGUCGUAAAGUGAAUGUCAAGGUAAUUAGUUUGCUUAAAAAUCAAAACUUGUCUUUACGAAGCUAUUUUUCAACCAGUGUUUUUAUCUUUGCCUUAUUUCAUUGCUCAAAGGGAAAAAAAUGUGUAAUCAAACAAACUGCAUCAUAUAAUUUACUUAUCGUGCUUCAGUGAUUCAAAGGCAGACUCCUGAAAAGAAAAUUCAUCUGUCCAGUCAGUUUUUAAUGCAAGCCUUUGAUCCUCUUCUUUAGUCUGACUGAAAAGCUUGCAUCAAAAACAAUUUCUGUACAGAUCAGACUCUGGGGUUGCUUUUUAGUUUUUGUGCAUCACCUCAACAAAGCUGUAUAGCAAGUGAGAGGUAAUAUGCCGACAACUGACAAGAAUGUUUGAUAAAACAUUUAAAAGAAGUGUUUUUAUUUGAUAUACUUUUUGCUUUCAUAAAGGUAUCAUCUGUUAAUUGUUAAUUUUCAGUACCACAAAUAAUAUAAAUUUCAGAAACUACAAAAAGACCUUGUGACACUUGUAACAGGGUACAAUCGCUAGAGAUCACUAAUGGGGGUCCUUACAGUCCCGUUCCCUUUCAGGGCUGUACCAUACACCACUGUUUGGUUUACAUUAAGACAGGAUUUUGUUCAUGGUUUAAAAUAUUAACUGUAGAAUGUAUUACCAGAGUGUAUGUGGAGGAUAGGACAAAACAAUUCUUUCUUGUAUUAGUUUUUGUGAAUUUAGUUCUUGAAGUUGUGAAUGAAUUAAAAGUCAAUUCGUGGUUAGUCAGGCCAUCUCAACAGAUUUACAACCAAAGAAAACUUCACAGAUACAAGAAAAACAAUCAUUCAAUUUGUCACGUACUUUAUUUUAGCAUAAAGACAAGAAACACAAGCCACAAAUUCAGCUUUUGUUGCUAUCUGGGUUUUAAAUGGUUACAUCCUGAAAGUUGAAUUGUUGUACAGUAGUGUUGCUGUUGCAAGGGGACAUUUCCAGUGGAAAUUGCCCGAUCUGCCUGCGAUUUGAUUUCGCCCUGCAGCUCAGGCUGGUAACCUGUACAUUUAUCUAUCCUGCUUCUGUUACAAAUUUGCGGGGACCAAUCACAAACUGGCUUAUCCACCUGCCACGCUAUUGGCGGGUUUAUAACGCGAUGACGAUAGAGAAGCAACCAAGCAGCUUUUUGUUUACAUUCAACAAGCAGCCAUCGAAGCGCAGCACUCCAUGGCAGCAACCCGUUGAUGCCGCUGUCGCUGCUACGUCACCCGGAUCGUUGAUCUGAUUGGUUGAAGGACUAUCCAAUUGCGUACAGAGUCAUUUGAACUAUGCCUGUUGAUCAUGCCUCUUGUGUAGUAGAAAAUACAGAGCAGACUCCCCAGACUAAUGUUAUAUCUUAAAAGACUGAGCUUGGUCUGGUGAUAGCCAGACUAGGUCCAUGUGUUACUUUCAGCCCACUCAUAUUAGUGUCCCUGUUUAGACCACUGGAGGACGCCCCAGUACAAAAUAUUCAAAUCCUUCUCAUAGUGGCUUUAAGGACACCAUAUUGAUUUUGUAAUAUAAUUGUCUAUUUCUAACUGUAAGACAUUUCAGAGUGAUGAUUUACUGGGACAAGUUCCAUAUCCUUCGGCCACCUUACUUUAUAUUUUCAAAACAAAGCAAGGGGUCCGGUCCUUGUGAGAUCACGUUUCAUAUCCUGCAGACAUCUAUUUCAAAACAAAGACCCUCUGAGCACAAGUUCACUUUAGCAUCAGAGAUGUAAUAUAGAUAGUUAUCAAAUUAGCUCUAUGUAUGUUGUUUAUUACAUUGUAUGAGUGUAUUUUCAAAGAAUAAAUGCUGUGAAAAAUGAA